This is a messenger RNA of Miniopterus natalensis, 549 nucleotides long. NCBI's taxonomy places the organism in Eukaryota, Metazoa, Chordata, Mammalia, Chiroptera, Miniopteridae. The record is from RefSeq and is a predicted model, not a curated record.
AUGUGUACAGUGACCGACAGGCAGAACCCCUGCCUCUGUGAAGCGUACACCGUUCAGAUGCACUACUCUGCUGUCACUAGUCAAGAGGAUGCUGCAAAGGCUAUCCAGAUUUUGAUUGGCAGCUUUCAUAUGCUCAUGUGGUAUUUCCUAUUGGAUUUGUAUAUAGGACAGGUUAAAGGAGUCUUUGGGAUAUAUGAACCUGUAACUUACAAAGCAGGAUGUGCUUUAUGGGGAGUUGUUUUUGUCAUUUCAGGAGCCUUCUUAAUAAAAGUAGCAAAGAAUCCAAAUCCUCGCCUGGUUACAUAUACUUUGAUCUUGAACAUCAUCUGCAUAAUUACUGCAUUUACAGCAAUAUGUAUGAUAUUACAUGAGUUGUCUAAUUUUGAUUCUGUGUCAUAUAGGAACUAUGGACAAGCGAAACUUGGAAGGGAAGCUUCACGUAUUUUACUGGCCUCCAACAACCUGGAACUUGCUAUUGCACUUACAUACACCAUCUUCAUCUUUAUUGAUUUGGUUAUGCAUAUUACUGACACUGGACGUCAAAAGUGA